Oryctolagus cuniculus (rabbit) is the source of this 1489-nucleotide messenger RNA. It is a transcript of the gene SPINT2, whose product is annotated as serine peptidase inhibitor, Kunitz type 2. The record is from RefSeq and is a predicted model, not a curated record. Gene Ontology annotation, molecular function: serine-type endopeptidase inhibitor activity. NCBI's taxonomy places the organism in Eukaryota, Metazoa, Chordata, Mammalia, Lagomorpha, Leporidae.
CGCCCCGCCAGGUGCGCCCCGCCUCCCGCCUGGCUGGCUAACUUCUAGCUGCUUCCAGGCGUCCGCCAUUGGCUUUGGCGCCCCCCGAGUGUCCGGGCGUGCGGCGCGAUUAGGGACCAGGGAGGGUCGCGGGGUGUCGUUGGGGGCGAGCGCGGAGAGGGCCGAAGCGGUCGCGCGCGCUUUCGGUUUCCAAGGUCGGAGAACGGGCCUUGCCAGAGGCUUGCCCACUCCGCGGACCCUCGGGGGGCGCCGGCACCUGAGCGCGCGGCCCUCCACUGCGCGUGCGCGGACAGGGUCUUCGCGCACCUGAUCGCGAGAGAGACCCCAACGGUCGCCGGCUUGAGGCCUCGUCUGGGCGUCCCGGGUGGAGCCGGUUAUGGCGCAGCUGUGUGGGCCGAGGCGCUGCCGGGCGCUCCUCGCCCUGCUGGCAUCGCUGCUGCUCUGCCGGGCCGAGGCGGCCGGCGGGGAGCGAAGCAUCCACGACUUGUGCCGCGCUUCGCAGGAGGUGGGGCGAUGCCGGGCCUCCAUCCCCCGGUGGUGGUACAACGCCACCGCCGGGUCCUGCCAGCAGUUUGUGUAUGGUGGCUGUGAGGGGAACGACAAUAACUACCAGAGCGAGGAGGAGUGUCUCGAGAGGUGCGCUGGCGUCACAGAAAAUCCCAGUGAUGAGGAGGUCACCAGCAGGAAUGGAGCUGACGUCUCUGUCCCGAGUGUUUCCAGGAGGCAGGAUUCGGACGACGCCUCUGGUGAUGGCUUCAGCUAUGAAGAAUACUGCACUGCCAAGGCAGUCACCGGGCCCUGCCGUGCGGCCUUCCCGCGCUGGUACUUCGAUGCUGAGAAGAACUCCUGCGACAAGUUCAUCUACGGAGGCUGCCGUGGCAACAAGAACAGCUACCCGUCCCAGGAGGCGUGCAUGGGCCGCUGCUUCGGCAAGCAGGGGUACCCUGCCCUGCCCACUAGCAGUAAAGUGGUGGUCCUGGCGGGGCAGUUCAUCAUGGUCCUGAUCCUCCUCCUGGGAGCCUCUGUGGUCUGCCUGAUCCGGGUGGCGCGGAAGAGGCAGGAGCGCGCCCUGCGCACUGUCUGGAGCUCCGCGGACGACAAGGAGCAGCUGGUGAAGAGCACGGGCGUCCUGUGAGCGCCCGAGCCGGCGCGGGGCGGACUGUGUGUCCCGACAGAGCCGUGCGAGCGGCGUGCUCUGCGCUGCUCGCCCGUGGCUCCGAGUCCCUGGCAGGCGGUCUGGCAGCGGCCAGUCGUGUCCUUGUCCGCGUCCUGUCUUUCCUCCAGGGGUGGUGGCCUUGGCUCGCGUUGACUCCCGUUGUCUCCUUUCCCAUCACAGACGUGAUGUUUUCAUAGCUGCUUCAUUUGUGUGAUUCAUGUUUUUUUAAGUAAGCAAAAGCUGAGGGUUUUUUUUUUAUUAGGAUUCUGAAAGGAAGAAAAUAAAUUUAAUUAAAAGGGCCUAUCCUUUUAAAAUAAAUUCCUUUCAACACGC